Exophiala bonariae is the source of this 1965-nucleotide messenger RNA. RefSeq lists its product as uncharacterized. Gene Ontology annotation, molecular function: DNA-binding transcription factor activity, RNA polymerase II-specific; zinc ion binding; DNA binding. Lineage: Eukaryota; Fungi; Ascomycota; Eurotiomycetes; Chaetothyriales; Herpotrichiellaceae. Gene Ontology annotation, biological process: regulation of DNA-templated transcription; DNA-templated transcription. The transcript has 4 exons. The coding region runs from base 1 to 1965 and encodes 654 amino acids. The record is from RefSeq and is a predicted model, not a curated record.
AUGAGUGAAAAGGCUGCCAAAGUUGAGAUUGCAUGCGAAGGAUGCAGGAAGCGGAAGCGGAAGUGUAACGGUGCACGUCCAGCAUGCAUGGCAUGUGUUGCGAGAGCGCAAGAUUGUCACUAUCUUGAUGAAGAGGUAUCUCGCAAGCGUAAGUUGAAUGUCGAUUAUGUUGCCAGCCUCGAGGAAACGAUAGAGGUCCUUCGAGGACAGAUUUUAGAACUCAACAAGAGAUCGGACAAUGACGAACAAUACCGAAUUCGUCGAGAGCAGGAGCUCUUUGGUGACGAGCAUCCCAAUGCCACGCUUUCAGGCGACUCUAGUCGGGAAAAGCGAUUGGCCUCGGCCGUCGACGAAGUCAGUGCCAUGAUCUGGAAGAUCGAUCUUGGAGCAGAUGGAAGGCCACAGUUCACAGGGCCUUCAGGUAAUUUCACAUUUCAAUCAGCAUCAACUAUGGUCGAGCAAAUCUCAGCAGCACCAACGGAUGAACGGAUGACAAUCUGUCAUUCUGAAGUCCGUACCGCAAAGCAAGAGUUUGUGAACCACUUCAUAAAUCAUGUCAAUUUAUAUCAUCAAUUUCUUGAAGCAUCUCAGAUAAUCGAAAUAGAUUCGAUAUCAUCGGGAGGCAUCGACACUCAACUGCUGCGGGAUGCUAUCCAUGUAGCUGGCUCUCGUUUCUCAUUGCGACAGGAUGCGGACAAGAUAGGCAAACUUAUCAUGGAUGAGUUCGAGAGUAAGGUCCUUCAGACUUGUCGAUCGCAGCCAUCCUCAUUGGUUGUCCAGGCAUUGUGUAUCAUAUCUUGGUAUUGUCUCGCUUGUUCACAGGACAACAUGGCAUGGAUGUACCUUCACAUGGCGUCCGCCAUAAAUCUGCAACUUGGCCUUCAUGUUACAGCACUUCAGAAUCUACACAACCAAGCAGGAAUCAUGUCUCCGAACGAUGCAAGAUUAUUGCGUAUCUUGUGGUCCUUCGCUCUGCAGGACCGAAUUCUUACUGCAAUGCUAGGCAGACAAUGCAGUCUCCCUUGGAAGCGCAUUAAAGCGCGAGAGUUCUCCGAAACCCUUCAGCCUGAUGCGAAGCUGGAAGAGAUUACGUUCGGACAUCAAUGUCGACUCUGGUACUUACUCGAUCAAUAUCUAGACCAAAUCUAUGACUUUGACUUUGGUCGACUCGAUUUCAAACGUCGGAGUAAAUUGCUCAUCGAUGGCCGUGAGCGACUGUUCGACUUCCACCAGAGCGUGGAUCGUCGACUACGAGAAGACGGCAAACAAAAGCCCAAAUGCGUCAUCGUGUUUCAAAUGUCAUAUCAGACAGCCCUCCUGCUUGUGCAUCGACCCUAUCUCUGUGAGAAACCCGACACCUGGAUAUAUCGGGUGGCGUUACGUUCAAUAACCGCUGCGGCAUCUUCCAUAACACGCCUUGUGCACAUAUACCGCAAGACCGACGACCUAGCGAAUGCGCCUCCAUUCCUCGUCCACCACAUCAUGAGUGCGGCCAUCAUGCUCUUGCUCAACACAACAUCUACAGACCAGGAGAUCUGCCGACGGUCGAUUGGUCGUUUCCGACUGUGCGUGUCGGCCCUCGAAGACAUGCAACAAAGAUGGAAACGUGCGGCAGAUGCCAUAUUGCUGCUCCGAGAACUGGCUCACAGAUGGUCUGUCGUGCACGUACUUCCGAUUCAUCUCAGUGCACCGUUGGCUGCCUCUGAUACCAAGGCGAAGCAGCCCGCGGUCCACGUCGAAAAAAUGCUCGGAGAUCAAAGCAGCAACCCCGUUGGAAUGGACCAUGACCUCUCGACAGAGCCCGACCCUUUAGGAUUCGACUUCGGUGAGGUUUACAUGGCUACAGGAUCUGUAUCUCCCGAACCAUGGGGAUUUGCAAAUGACUAUGCUCUUCAGGAUCUGACCGCAUAUCCAGACUUCAGCCAGAUGUUCAAUCACAUGUGGCCUGAUAACGGGUGGGAUUGA